This is a messenger RNA of Racocetra persica, 1053 nucleotides long. NCBI's taxonomy places the organism in Eukaryota, Fungi, Glomeromycota, Glomeromycetes, Diversisporales, Gigasporaceae. The record is from the annotation of a GenBank genome assembly.
AACCUAAACCAGAAUCAAAAGAACCGAUCGUAAACCAACUAAUUUCAUCGUCUGAAAAUCACCCUAAAUUACCUCGAGAACCUAAACCAGAAUCAAAAGAGUUGACCAUAAACCAACCAAGUUCAUCGUCUGAAAAUCACACUAAAUUGCCUCGAGAACCUAAACCAGAAGCAAAAGAACCGAUAGUAAAAAAAGCAGAAUCAUAUCUUUAUCCUCAUCACGACGACGCGUUGAAGGCUCUCGAGUUGCUUAAAUCAUUGGCAAAAGAUCAAACCAAUUGGGAAUUGUAUUCAGAAAGUAAAGGAAUCAAGGUUUACCAGAUGGAAAAUCCUAGUAGACCUUUACCAUCCAUGCGUGGAGAUGUUACUAUUUACGGAAAUUUUCUUCCAGAUGACGUUCUCUCAUAUGCCACCUCUUUAGGCGCAAGAAAACUGUGGGAUGAUCGAUUCGAGAAUGGUACUACGCUUGAAAGAUAUGGUCCUAACGUUGCGCUUACUAAAUCGGCUAUGAAGGGUACUUUCCCCAUCAGUGGUCGUGAUUUUGCAAUGAUUAGUGUGAUUGACCGUGAUCCGGAUGGUACGGUCUGGUGUGCAACCACGUCGAUUGUUGAUCCCAAAAUUCCCGAAAACAAAAAAUAUGUUCGAGCAAAAUUAAUUCUCGCUGGAUGGGAAUUACGACCCGUUUAUGCUAGUGCUGGUAAUAGAAUCGCAGUUGAUGUUAAAUAUAUUGUUGAUACUGAUAUUAAACUUGAAUCGAUUCCAACGAGAAUUCUCAAGACAAUCUCAAUGCAAACACCAAUGAGCGUUGCUAAAAUUGAAGAAUUAAUGAACAAAAUUGGAUUUCCACCGUAUGUUCGAUAUACAACCGGAGUAAUAAUAGAUGAAAGUUUUAAUCCCGAAAACUUUCAAUAUGAUUUAGCAGUAUCAAAUAUUGAAGAACAAAGGAUCACUGAAAUUCGAAUAUCUAAUAAAAUGUAUCCUAAUGGCUUUAACAUUUCUAUUAUACCGAAGGAAGUCAAGGUUGAAUUGAAUCCAGAUGAUAAGGAAAUUAUCC